Messenger RNA from Elephantulus edwardii (Cape elephant shrew), 1395 nucleotides. RefSeq names its product growth differentiation factor 1 (gene GDF1). Gene Ontology annotation, biological process: SMAD protein signal transduction; BMP signaling pathway. The coding region runs from base 1 to 1395 and encodes 464 amino acids. Gene Ontology annotation, molecular function: cytokine activity; growth factor activity. The transcript is spliced from 3 exons. The record is from RefSeq and is a predicted model, not a curated record. Gene Ontology annotation, cellular component: extracellular region. Lineage: Eukaryota; Metazoa; Chordata; Mammalia; Macroscelidea; Macroscelididae.
AUGGAGCAGUUGGGACAGCUGGCCUGUGGAAAUAUCUGGAAAACCUGUGGAGUGGAGGUGGAACUCGCCCGGCUAAUUCGGUCCCGUUCUGACCCCCAGAAAACUGCUGAGGAACGGCCUGUUAAUCUAGGCCACACCCCCUUCCCGGAGCCCCUCCCCCAGGUCACAGCCAGCCCUGCUCUCCUCGGUCCUGGUCACGUUGGCCCCGCCCCCGGGGCUCUGCAGGUCCGAAGGCGCGACAGCCCAGCCCCACUUGUCCGGCCGCCACCUGGGAGAAAGAUGCUGCCACUGCCCUGCUGCCCUGGAUGCCACCACUUUCUCCUCUUGCUGGCGCUGUUGCUGCCCUCGCCUCUCUGGGUCCGAGCUUUGGCGCCUCCCGGCCCUGCUGCCACCUUGACCUUGCUCCAGUCCCUCGGACUGCGCAACCCGCCCCGUGCCCCAACUACGUCCAGGCCCGUGCCCCCGGUCAUGUGGCGUCUGUUUCGCCUCUGGGACCCCCAGGAGACUAGGCUGGGUCUGCGGCGGACGCUCCAAAGGGCCACCCCACGACCAUGCCACGUGGAGGAGCUGGGGGUCGCUGGAAACGUUGUGCGCCACGUCCGGGACCGCGGUUUGCCUGCGCGGCCCUCGGAGCCGGUCUCGGUUGCCGGCUCGUGUCCCGAAUGGACCGUCGUCUUCGACUUGUCUGCGGUGGAGCCCGCCGAGCGCCCAAGCCGCGCGCGCCUGGAGCUGCGCUUCGAGGAGGCGGUGGCGGAGAAGGCAGGGCGGGCGGGUGGCUGGGAGCUGAGUGUUGCACUGGCAGUGGGGCUGGGGGAAUCGGGGCCGAGGCGUGGGGUGCCACAGAGGCUGACUGUGACUUCGCUGCGUACUCCAGUGCGCGCCGACCUGCUCGGCGCUGUCUGGGCUCACAACACCUCGGUCCCACACAUCCUGCGAUUGGCGCUGACGCUGCGCCCUCGGGGCUCCGUCCAUUGUGCGCGCCUGUCUGAGGCCUCGCUGCUGCUAGUAACCGUGGACCCGCGCCUCUGCCAUCCCCUGGCCCGCCCGCGGCGUGAGGUGGCCCCAGCGGCAAGCGGCGGCGAGUGUCGCGCGCGGCGGCUCUACGUGAGCUUCCGCGAAGUGGGUUGGCACCACUGGAUCAUUGCCCCGCGCGGCUUCAUGGCCAACUACUGCCAGGGAGCGUGUGAGCUGCCCAUUGCCCUGGGGCCGCCAGCCUUCAACCACGCGGCGCUGCGCGCGCUCAUGCACUCAGUGGCUCCCGGUGCCCUGGGCGGCCUGCCCUGCUGUGUGCCCGCGCGCCUGUCGCCCAUCUCUGUACUCUUCUUCGACAACAGUGAUAACGUGGUGCUGCGGCACUAUGAGGACAUGGUGGUAGAUGAAUGUGGCUGCCGCUGA